GUUGAAUGAACUUACUCCUGGAUGCGUUUUUGGAACCACAUACCUCGAGUAAGCAAGGUUUGGGGUUAAUCAACCGACAGUUCAGGGUUUAUCUGACGGUUGUUAGAUGGCAGCAGUGAGUCACCGACGUAUUAUUGAAUCCGUAGCAGCAGAACCCGGAUGAGCCGGUCAGCUGUUUAUCAAUCAUGAUAAAUAAUGUGCGCGGAUCAGAGGACAGUAUCAGCAUGGAUCAAAAACCUGAAGAGCGCACGCAAAGCCAAAGUCACAGGUAUAUUUCAUAAAGAGAGAUGCAGGGGUUUGUGCACGGAUUCAGAAAAACGCGUUCCCUGACUUGCAUGCACAAACAGACAGAGAUGCAUUCAAGCAGCAAUGUCAGCUGCUGGACCUUCCGUGGGAGGAUGUGUUAGUUACACACGUGUUCUGCUACCUGCCGCUGCGUCACAUGGUCAGCUUACAGUGCGUCAGCAAGAGCUUUCGUUCUCUCAUCCAGGUGUAUCUGGCCAACUGCCGUAAGUUUGAACCUGCACAGACAGGGCCUCACAUUCCUAAAGAAGCCUUUUGCUCAAUGCUUCGCCACAACCAAGUUCUCCACCACCUCUGCGUCAGCAACUGCUCCGAUUGGAUCACAGACAAAGAGCUUCUGCCGGUGAUUGGCCAGAACCAGCACCUGCUGCGCGUGGACAUGCGCAGCUGCGUUCACCUGAGCCGUCAUGCGCUGGUGGCCGUGUCUCUGAGCUGCCCGCGGCUGCAGCACCUGAGCCUGGCGCACUGCGAGUGGGUGGACAGUCUGGCGCUGCGCAGCCUGGCCGAUCACUGCUCGGACCUGCGCUCGCUGGACGUCACCGCCUGCAGACAGCUGAAGGACGACGCCGUGUGCUACCUGGCGGGGAAGUGUCCGGCGCUGCGCUCGCUCUCUGUGGCUGUUAACGCCAACAUCACGGACACGGCGGUGGAGGAGGUGGCCAAAAAGUGCAGAGAGCUGGAGAGGCUGGACCUCACGGGGUGCCUGCGAGUGAGAAACGAAGCGAUCAGGACAUUAGCAGAGUACUGCCCCAAACUGCAGUCUCUCAAGGUGAACCACUGUCACAACGUAACCGAGUCCAGUCUGGGCGUUCUGCGCCGGCGUAACGUGGAGAUCGAUGUGGAGCCUCCCCUGCAGAGGGCGCUAGUGCUGCUGCAGGACGUCGUGGGCUUCGCUCCCUUCAUUAACCUGCAGAUAUAGCACAACAUCUGGACCAUUCUGGAGUGCAGAAGAGGUCCUCUCUCAUCCACAAUCUUACUCUGGAAGGCCGACUUUUGAAACACACUUUUACACCAAUGCAAUUUCACAGAAGACACAGCAACAAAUCCACAUUUCAAGUGCUUGAUUGUUUUAGUGUAUUUUAGCAAUUAAAAAGAAACUUUCUUUGGUUUGAAACGAUGCUGCAGGCUUUCGGAAUGAGGACUCAAGCAAAUCUGGUCCCAUUGUUAAUGGUAUUUAUGAUAAUCAUUAGAAGGAAGUUGGUGAAAAUAUAUUAUUUAUUGAAGCAGCUUUCUGUUUUCAUGCAGGAACCAAAAGAUGUGUCGUUUUGCACUCAUGAAAUACUGAAAUAUUUGCACUUUUUUUCAGUACAUCUGAACAUUACAGUCCUUCAGCUUUACUGGACCAUCAGAUUUUCUCUCAGCUUCAUUAGACAAAUCUGUAAACGGGAACGCAGAUCUUCCUUGAAAUAAUCAAGUCAUGUUUUACAGAAGCAAACUGGCAUAUUUAGAGCUCUGUGUUGAUUUUAUUUACAUUAGUCUAAUAAUAGAUAAGAAUGGAAUCAUGUUUAGGAACUGAACAUCAUAGAUUCUUAUUUAAAUGUGACUUGUAUGGAUAUUGAUUCAUAUGCACUUUGAAACCUCAGUUUGAAAAGCAUUGAAGCUGGAAAAUCAAUAUUGGUUCUGAUUUGCUUCACAGGUUUGCAUUGUUUAAAUAAGACAAAUCUUAUAGUAUAUUUUAAUAUUGCUAUCAAAUUUGACUUUUUGCUGGUGUUUCUCUAUAUGUUGCAUUCAUAAUAUUUCAUCAAGAUCCUAAAUUUACAGAUCUGAAACAUUUAUAAAGUGUGGCCAGGUCUGUAUGUGGUUCAUGACAAUUUCCAAUCACAAUGUGCUUAUUUUGUAUGCUGGAGGACUUUUAGGAGCUCUGUAUUAUUAUUAUUAUUUUUUUUCCUUUUUUUUUUUCUUUAUUAUUCAGCAUUUUAACAUCACAGUGGUAUACGAUUUUUGCACAUGCACUGUGCUUUGAUGUGUUUUGCUUUCGUAUAAUUCUGUAAAUGUGUGGUUGUUAAUUAAGUGCAUAAAUGUUUUAUGCAAAUUGCUGAGAAAGUAUAAAGUCUUAUGCAAUACGAUGCUUUGAAAUUGUAUCUGGCCUUAUUUGGAUCACAUGGCAUGUUAAUGCAGUAGUUGACCCAAAAAUGAACAUUUGCUGGAAAUUUACCACCCUCCGUACCACUUGCUCACCAAUGGAUUCUCUGCAGUGAAUGGGUGCCGUCAGAAUGAAUUUGUUUCUUACAAACACGCAGCUUUUCACAUCGGAAGAUGUUAAUUAAUGGACUGGAGUGGUAUGGAUCACUUUUGGAUUAUUGUGAUGUUUAGAUUAGCUUUUUGGGCUCUCAUUCUGACGGCACCCAUUCACUGCAGAGGAUCCAUUGGUGAGCAAGUGAUAGAAUGCUACAUUUCUCUAAAUAAGUUCCCGUGAAGAAACAAACUAUUGGAGGGACCAAAGGUGAGUUAAUUUUCAGCACAUUUUCACUUUCGGGUGAACUAUUUCUUUAAGAAGCAGGAUGAUUGAACCUUUUAACUCUAACUUCAUCAUGCUGUUUAACCAGCAGAGGGCAGUGUUGCCUAUGCUUUCGGAUGGAUGAAUGGCUUUUAUAAAUUGCAGGAUGGAAGUGGAAAUUUGCAUUGAUUUACAAACACUGUUUCUGUAAAACAUGGAUUUUAAAGUUGAAAAAUCUUUAUUUUUAUGGUUUUGGAUCAUAGUUAUGAAAGCAGAGAUGCCAAGGAGUUUGACUUGAAAUCCUGCACUGGUUCAAACGCUGCUCCUGGUGCAAGAAAAGGAGGUUUACUUUUGAUUUGUACAAGGAAACCCUGCUUGAAUCCUGAAACUCCAUGUGCCGAGUCUUUACUAAAAGUAAUUUGUACUCCACGUGAAUAGAAGGAAGGUGGUGUCCUAAUGACCUGAAUUACAGA
Onychostoma macrolepis is the source of this 3213-nucleotide messenger RNA. It is a transcript of the gene fbxl15, whose product is annotated as F-box and leucine-rich repeat protein 15. Gene Ontology annotation, cellular component: SCF ubiquitin ligase complex. Gene Ontology annotation, biological process: SCF-dependent proteasomal ubiquitin-dependent protein catabolic process. Bases 443 to 1222 code for a protein of 259 amino acids. The record is from RefSeq and is a predicted model, not a curated record. The transcript is spliced from 6 exons. Gene Ontology annotation, molecular function: protein binding. NCBI's taxonomy places the organism in Eukaryota, Metazoa, Chordata, Actinopteri, Cypriniformes, Cyprinidae.